AUGUCGGACUAUGCGCCUCCAACGCGCCCUCCACCGCCAAAAGUACCUGAAGGAUGGAAAGCGGUAUGGAAUGAGCAAUACAGCGAGUACUUCUACGUCAACAUAUACACCAAGAAAUCGCAAUGGGAGAAGCCCACGGAGCCUGUCUACCCGCCUGGCGAAGCCCCACCUGAAGGCCCGCCUCCCUCCUACGAUAACAAGAACGUCGACCCCGGCAGGCUGGGAAGUAAUAACCCAUACGCCAGUGGUGGUAGUGCUACUGCUGGAGGACUGUCAUCACAUGAUUUGAACGAGGAUGAAAACCUGGCUAGGAGAUUACAGCAGGAAGAAGAUGAGCGGGCGAGAGCACAGCAGUCUGGGGCUCAGGGUCAGGGCCAGGGAGCUGCGAGUGCGUAUUACCAGCAAGACGGCAACAACAACAACAACAACAACAACUACCACAACCCGCAGCCGGGAACCUAUGGGGGACCGCCGGCUACAGGCAAAAAGGGCUUCCUAGGAAAACUCCUAGGCAAAGUGAGCGGCAGUGGGGCACAUCACCACUCCCAUGCCGGGUAUUCCCAACCGCGACCCCAAAGCUACCCUGGCGGUGCCUACGGCUACGGAGCCCCCAUGCACGGAGGGUUUCCAGGAGGUCGGAAACCGGGUGGUGGACUUGGAACUGGAGGCGCGGCUGCGCUGGGUCUCGGAGGUGGACUGUUAGCGGGAAGUAUGCUGGCGGAUGCGGGCGAUCAUGGCGGGGACUAUUAUCAGGAGAAUAACUAUUACGGGGAUGAUGGGGGAGGGGAUAUGGGCGGGGGUGAUUAUGGGGGUGGGGACUUUGGCGGAGGGGAUUUUGGAGGUGGUGAUUUCGGGGGUGGUGACUUUUGA
Messenger RNA from Westerdykella ornata, 870 nucleotides. RefSeq lists its product as uncharacterized. Bases 1 to 870 code for a protein of 289 amino acids. The transcript has 3 exons. The record is from RefSeq and is a predicted model, not a curated record. Gene Ontology annotation, molecular function: protein binding. Lineage: Eukaryota; Fungi; Ascomycota; Dothideomycetes; Pleosporales; Sporormiaceae.